Lactuca virosa is the source of this 414-nucleotide messenger RNA. NCBI's taxonomy places the organism in Eukaryota, Viridiplantae, Streptophyta, Magnoliopsida, Asterales, Asteraceae. The record is from the annotation of a GenBank genome assembly.
AUGCAAUUGAUGUUCAACACCUCUACAACCCUCCUACAGUCGAAAAAGCACAAACCCAAACACCCCACCUCAAUCGUUGUUGCUGCAGCUGCUCUGAUUCCCUUCCAAAUCGUUGCUAUCGAUGACGAGAAAGAAACCACGAUGAGACUCGUCGGGGAGGAGCCUCGCCACCUCCUUCAGUUAUUUAUUGCAUCUUCCCCCUUUCGCACCUUUCCUUACCGAAGUUGCUGUCGAGGCAAUGGGUCGACAUCCACGGAGACUAACGACACAAUUACCCCACCCAUCUUCUCUCAACACACACCCGAUUACCCCCACCCAUCUUCUUUCUUCUUUUUUCUCACCUGCACACACGAUCACAAAAAAACCCCUUUUUUUGAGUUCCAGUUUCAGUUGUCAAAGUUCAACUCAUGUUAA